AUGGAUGCAAAUUUCAAGGAUUAUCGUCCUGAAACUGGCACUUGGGUCUUUACGGUGCCACAUUUCACUAAAUACGGUCUGCCGGAUGAGAGUGAUGAAGACGACGAUAACUUGUGCAGUGAAACGGAACUGCGCAGUGUUCUCGACGACAGUCGCAUACAGAAUGCGAUACAACGUGACCAGUUGAAGGUGUCGCCAAAGCAGACAACACUGCAUCAGCAGAAACGACUCGUUAUCAAUGGCCGUUAUGUGUCCAGCUCUUCUCCUGAACAGUCUGCUACGUUGCAGUCAGCUGAUACAUGCGAUUCGAACAUUCGAAUGAUAACAGAUAUAUCGGAAUUACCAACACCACGAUUUAACCGACAUGACUUAUAUGAUGAGAUGAAGUACGAUUCUUUGCCUCCAAUGAGCGGAAUACUGAAUUUCGACCAAACUAUCGAUUCAGUUGCAUUCACGCCAGCGAAAGGACUUCGGAUACGUCAACAGAAAGUCGAGCCACUUGACGAUGCAAGCAGGCAACUGAUUGAAGUAAUGGAAGAUUCGUUUGCGAUUGAACCUUUGGAUGAGCGGAAAGAACGCGAGAAGAUGAGACAUCGAAUUGAGCUAAAGAAGAUAGAACCCGAAUUCGAUAUUGCAUACGCGAUACCUCUUCAAGAGUCAUUCGUGACGAAGAUGAGAGCCAAACGAUCAACACUCGUCGAUCAAUCGCUCUUUAAUAUUCGUCGUACGCGAAUCGGAUGGACACACGGAGGACUGUUUGUAAGUAGUGCAUUACCGGCAUCAUUUGACGUCCAUUUGAUAAAGAUUGAUUAUCCGGAUGAACUGCCUCAGGAUUAUAUAAUCGAUAUAUUCGAACAUAACAUACGCUUAAGUUGUCGUAAUUCUGUGCGGCAGUAUUCGGCCGAUACUCACUCUGAUCUGACAUCAACAGCUAUCGAUCAUAUCACACCUUCAAAAGAUUAUGCGCAGAUGGUCGACUCAUUCAUAGCCACAUCAAAACAAAGCAAAAUGCCACGUGAAGAAAGUGUUUGGAAGUUGUGUAGUGCUUUGUUCACACAUCCAUCACUUCUGAAUGCGUCAAGUGACUACACUCGUGGUAUUACUCAGCGUGAAAGUGUUGGUUAUUGGUUACGGGAAACGAUCGCUGCCAAACAUCUCAAGUUACCGGCGUCCGGUAAAAAACGAAUUUUAUUUCACUUGUUGACUGGUAAUCUUGUUGAUGCAGUCGACGAAGCUGUCAACAUAAAUCUUCCUUUGCUGGCAGUCGCUAUGUCAUCCUUUUUGGAAACCGAUCGAACGACAUACCGACGCCAGGUAGAAUCGUGGAUACAGUCACAAUCAGCUGAAUACAUCGAUGAGGACUUGCUGCGAAUUUAUAUGAUAAUGGCGGGCAUAAUGCAUGUGAAACUGAAAUCGAAGUCGAUAUUCGUUUGUGAUGGUCUCAACUGGAUGAGGGUUCGUAGUGUUGGUUUGAUGUUGCUCGUUAAGCUCAAUGCUCAAACAAAACAAAUUGCGUGCUGA
Messenger RNA from Anisakis simplex (herring worm), 1521 nucleotides. The record is from the annotation of a GenBank genome assembly. NCBI's taxonomy places the organism in Eukaryota, Metazoa, Nematoda, Chromadorea, Rhabditida, Anisakidae.